GACAAGAGUUGAGGGAGUUAUAGGAAGCAUCAUACCCUCUCGGUACUGACGCUCGUCGUUAAUGCGCGGUUCCAUACGGCAAAGUUAUCAAGUUGAACUUAAUUAAAAAGUAAUAUUUUUCAAAAUUUCCUUUUUUUUUGUGAGUGCGUAAUAGUGCAAAUGGAGAUGCUACUUACAUUUUCUUUAGCGCUCUUUUUAAUAGCGUUUCAGCAAUUAUUGGCGACAGAUCCAAUCGAAUUUCACGAAAUCCCUCAAGACAUACAUUUGACCCAGCAGAAAAGACGACUCUCACUGCAAAACACAGCGGAGAUCCAGCACUGUCUGGUGAAUGCUGGGGAUGUGGGCUGUGGCAUGUUCGAAUGCUUCAACAACAACUCGUGUGAAAUCCAAGGCCUACAUGACAUCUGUAUGACAUUUCUGCACAAUGCCGGCAAGUUCGACUCCCAGGGGAAGUCCUUCAUCAAGGAUGCCCUGAAGUGCAUGGCCCACGGCCUGAGGCACCGGUUCAGCUGCGUGAGCAGGAAGUGCCUGGCGGUUAACGAGAUGGUGUUCCAGCUGCAGCGAGAGUGCUACGUCAAACACAACCUUUGUUCUGCUGUCAGGGAGAACGUCAACGUCAUGGUGGAGAUGAUCCACUUCCAGGACCUCUUCCCCAAAGGGCCUCAUGUGGAGCUGGUGAACAUCCUGCUGGGCUGUGGCGAGGAGGUGAGGACGGCCAUAGCACGGCGAGUGAGGAUGCAGUGUGAGCAGAACUGGGGGGCCCUGUGUGGCAGCCUGAGCCUGUGCUCCCUGGGCCGCUCAGAUGACCCCCAACACAUCACCAUCCCUUCCGCCACUCUGCAGGGAGGGAGCACACUGCCCCCUGCUGGCCAGUUCUCCCUCCCCAACACCGAACAGGACCAACCAAGAACAGACCAGCAAGGAGACGAGGGGAGCCUUCACCCCUCUGAGAGUCUCGGUCAUAAUCCCCUGGAUGACGCCACAGACCCUGGGCUCGCUGUGCCCAGUCAAGCACCCAGUACCGCCGUCCAGGGGUGAAACUGAGUGCAAGGUCCCUAGCCUGAACACAACAGAUUAGCCCUUAACCUCUGACCCACAUUUCCCCUCAAGCAACCCUACUACAGACUACCUCUGACCCCCUUUCCCCUCACACAACCCACUACAGAUGACCUCUGUUGUAAACAAGGGAGAGUAAUGACCCUGUACCAUGCUUCUCCAUUCCUACUCUCCUAAAUGGUGCAGGUGACAGGGUAUGUUUGGUAAGAUGUAGAUUUGAGGCCUUGUUUUUCAGUAGUUCCUUAAUUGUUUUAAUUAUAAGUGAUAUUUGAAACUUAUUUUAAAAUAACAUUGAUUUCAUUUGAUUCCUUUUAAAAGUAAAUCAUGGGCAUAUCAAACUUACAGUAUAAACAACUUAUACAGAUCCAGGUAUCUAUGAGUUCAGUAAAGAUUUAAGAGUUUGUCACAGCAAGGACUCUAUUGGAACUGGUGUGAAGUUGUCUUACACUUCUUCCCAAAAUUGUGACUGCAAUAUUCUAGGUUUAGCUAGACUAACUUGUUAUGACUUAUAGUUUGAUAAAAUAGGUUUUAAAGAGACAAUAGCCUUAAUUAAACUCACAUCUUGGUUGGCUGACUUGCUCCAGGUCCUAUUUUUCUAGGUAUCCAGAAGUUGAGGUAAAUUAUAAGUAAACGGUCUAUUGUGCUUUACAUUCUGUCAACUAGUUUCAAUACUGCAUUUGUUUGAACCAAAUGCUAUCGCUACCGUAAAUAAACUUGUGUAGAGCAGUGUGCUUACGCAAGCUGUCAAUGUUUCUGCGGAAACUAUUUUAUUUGCAGUACAACAGUGAACCGUACAACUCAAUGUCACAUCAACUCUGCAGAGAAGUCCUUUACUGGCCCAUAUGAUGCACUGUGUGCAAUUACUCAUCACAAGUAACAACUUGGCUGACAAGUGGCCCUUCUACCACAAUCAGGAAAGCUCAGUAUAAAGAAUUCUCACAACCAUAAACUCAAACAUGGUAAUGCGCGUUCACUCAAAGGCAAACAUCAGGAAACCUCAGGUCAUAACAAAACAAUGAGACCCAUCAAAAUGUAUUAGUUAAAUGGAAUGUUGUGAGUCUUAGCCUGUUCUCACUGAGGCCUUCACUAAUAUGUAUCAGGGUCUACUGCAAUGCAUUUAAACUUUUUUUCACACAGGAUGACCACCAUGUCUUGUCAAACAUUUUCAAAUCUGACACUUUGAAUGUUUUUACUAGCUUUUUAUCCAGCUAGCUUGUUCUUUAGUAACCUCAUCAAAAGUACUCCAAGGAACCUACCUCACCUCUCACCAGUCAUGUCAGCUCUAGAGAUGUUUAAUACUGGACACAUUGAGGACAUUGAACUGGUAUGAACACAACAGACACUCUGCUAUCUCACGCAUUCAUUUUUUUUUUUUACACUUUGUACAGUGUGCUUGUAUGAUGUGGAUUUUUCUUUUGGUAUGUCCAGUUGUGCAUGUGUAAGAUGAGCAUCAACUGCCCUCUACACAACUUCUGUCAGUACUAUCAGCUACAUGUAAUCAAGUGGAUGACUGCAUUCACAGACUGUACUUGAAAACAGCAACUUUAUUUCUUACGAAGUUUGUUUGUACUCUGAUUCAAUGUCUGUAUUGAACUUAUUUAUUUUGACUACUUUUCUUAAGCUAUGCAUUACCUUUGUUUAUGGUUAGGCCUUGAUACAAGCAAACUACCAUUUUAUACAUCACUUUUCAUUUGAGUUAUUUUUGACUUUAAACAUUUCGGAUACUUUGCCAUUUUAAAUCUAUGACAAUGCAUUGUAAUCGUUGUAUAAGCAUAAUGUUGAAUAAACUAACAAAUUCUACUA
Messenger RNA from Salvelinus fontinalis (brook trout), 2859 nucleotides. Its product is annotated as stanniocalcin-2-like. The coding region runs from base 160 to 1038 and encodes 292 amino acids. The record is from RefSeq and is a predicted model, not a curated record. Gene Ontology annotation, molecular function: hormone activity. The transcript is spliced from 4 exons. Lineage: Eukaryota; Metazoa; Chordata; Actinopteri; Salmoniformes; Salmonidae. Gene Ontology annotation, biological process: intracellular calcium ion homeostasis. Gene Ontology annotation, cellular component: extracellular region.